This is a messenger RNA of Toxoplasma gondii ME49, 1662 nucleotides long. RefSeq names its product bifunctional protein FolC subfamily protein. The record is from RefSeq and is a predicted model, not a curated record. Gene Ontology annotation, molecular function: dihydrofolate synthase activity; ATP binding; tetrahydrofolylpolyglutamate synthase activity. The transcript has 11 exons. Gene Ontology annotation, cellular component: cytoplasm; cytosol; mitochondrion. The coding region runs from base 1 to 1662 and encodes 553 amino acids. NCBI's taxonomy places the organism in Eukaryota, Apicomplexa, Conoidasida, Eucoccidiorida, Sarcocystidae. Gene Ontology annotation, biological process: folic acid-containing compound biosynthetic process.
AUGGCGACGCCCGCCAGCUUGGGCAGUAAAUACACCGCGUGCUUGAAACAACUUUUUUCUCACCACGCGGUGAAACUCGGAACGGAUCGCAUGCGGGCAGUCGCUGCAGGACUCGGCAGUCCCCAGGACGACUACGACAUAAUCCACGUUGCAGGAACAAAUGGAAAAGGCACCACCUGUGCGAAGCUCGCCGCUUGCCUCUCCCUCAAGGGCUACAAGGUCGGGACGUACACCUCCCCGCACAUUCUUUCUUUUCGCGAGAGGAUUCGCGUCGACAGUCAAAUGAUUCCUGAGGAGGACGUCGUCUCUCUGUACCACCGCGUGACGCAGACGGCCAAACAAAUGGGAGUGGAGCUCACGUUCUUUGAGGUUACCACGCAGAUGGCCUUUCUCUACUUUUCGCAACAAGAGGUGGACUGGGCCGUCAUCGAAACAGGUCUGGGUGGGCGUCUGGAUGCGACGAACAUCGUCGACUCUCCGCGGUGUACAGUCAUCACGUCCAUUGGCUGGGACCACAUGAACGUGCUGGGAGACACCUUGGACAGAAUUGCUCAGGAGAAGGCCGGCGUCAUCAAAGCGAAGACUCCCCUUGUGUUAGGUCCGACGGCUGCGGUGCAUCCCUGCUUUCGACAGAAGGCAGCCUGCGUUGGCGCGGACGUGAUGGAGGUUCAGGCCGAGCCGAGAGGAGAAGACUUCGAGGACGAAAAUAUCCGCAUUUGUCGCGUCGUGGUGGAGAACGUUUUGAGGCUCGAUCUGCUCCCGAAUCAAUUGAAGACGGCGCUCAGUGUGCAGAUGCCUCUGCGAGCUCACGUCCUCACUCGACAAGACCUGCAAGUCGCCAGUGGCCUCUGUGGCCUCUCGAGCCUUCGAGGCGCUGGCGAAAAACGCAGCAAAGAUCACGUGGAAAAGGAGGAACGAAGCACCGAGAACGGAGAGACUCGCAGGGAAACAGGUCGCGAGGAUGGAGUGAAAGAUGCACGAGAAGACGCCAGCGCUCUACUGACACCCUACGCAGUCGUCGUCGAUGUCGCCCACAACGAAACUGCAAUUGAAAGGUUUCUUCAGUUCCUCGAACACCACUACUUCGGAAUUCCAGUCCGCGUCGUUGUCUCGCUGACGAAGGAGAGAAGCGUCUCCGUUCUCCAGCCUCUGAUGAACUAUCUCUCUUUUCCCCGGAACAAUCGCCUCGCGCGGCUGCAUUUCGUCGAGGCGAACCAUGAGCGGCGGAAAACUGCAGUUUCUGUCCUGGAGGAGCUGGAGACAGACAACAGAGUGACGUCCGAACUGCGAACCGCGAUUCUGGCGGGACUGGAGGAACAGUUUCGAGUCCUCUCAGAGACGCGAGCGCAAACAGACGAGAAGGAGCAACGCGCUUCAGAGAAAGAGACGGAAAGUCUCAUACAUGUCCCCGACAACAUUCGCCGCUAUACGCACCUCCUUCAAUCUUGCACUGCAGGCCAUCUUCCGGAGGUGCUACGCUUCGCCUAUCGCCAGGCAACAGCUGAACAGAGUGUGUUGGUCGCCUGUGGAUCCUUCUACAUGAUGAAGGAAGUUAUCGAAACUCUUGGAUUUCUCCACGGUCCGGUCGACGAAAUCGAUGUGAACGAGCGCUGCGUCACCCCCGUGGCUGUCGAGACUGGUUCGGAGAAGGCGCCGCUCUAA